This is a messenger RNA of Ruditapes philippinarum (Manila clam), 5878 nucleotides long. RefSeq lists its product as uncharacterized. The transcript has 7 exons. Gene Ontology annotation, biological process: regulation of apoptotic process. The record is from RefSeq and is a predicted model, not a curated record. The coding region runs from base 210 to 2177 and encodes 655 amino acids. Gene Ontology annotation, molecular function: protein binding. NCBI's taxonomy places the organism in Eukaryota, Metazoa, Mollusca, Bivalvia, Venerida, Veneridae.
CGGCCUCGCUUUGAAAUAAAUAUGCCAUUGUAGCUUCUAAGGUUACCGCAUUUUUGUACAUCAAUGGAUAUAGCUAAUAAGUAAUGAAAUCAUAUCUAAAAAAAGGAUUUUUUUAAAUCAAUUUAAGAUUAGUAACAGUUGGAUGAAGUCAGGAAGUUAUUUAACUGUACAGAGAUUCAGCUAACAGGUCAGCUUGUUUACGGAUAGCAAUGUCAAACAACGAUGACGCCAGUGAAUGUCAAUCGUUGUCAACGGAUGCUUUACCUAUGGCGCCGAGACAGUUGCCGGUAGACAACAGUCAACCUAUACCACCUAGAGCAAAUGAAGAAAACCAAGAUGAACAAUCAAGUACAGAACAUCUUCAACAGCCAACACAAUCACCUUUCAAUCUACCAAACCCUCCAACUGAUUGGAAUUUUAAUAUUUUCCUAAACAAAAUAGCAGACAGUUUAACAAUGGAAGAUCUUGUGAAUAUGAAAUGGUUCUUUGAAGGCGAAGGCGGUCUAGGGAAAGGGGUUCUUGAAAAAAUUAAGACGCCACAAGAUCUAUUUCGAAUAAUGAGAACAAGAGGUUACAUUACUCGAGAUAACUUGUUAUACCUUCAAGGAAUUUUGUACCAGGCAGGAAGAAAAGACCUAAUACAGGACGGGGUCGAAUAUGCAAAAUCUUUGGGCAAUGUAGUGCAUUUCUAUGCUCCAACAUAUUUACCAGAAAAUGGUUACAAAUAUGUAAAAUUUCAUGUUGAUGGUAAAGAUUUCACAAAUUACUCACGGAAUGAUGUAGAAAAUCUUCGACGUAUUGUGUCUGCUAUCUUGUUUGUGCCACAACAUUUUGUGUUUAUUUGUGGCAUUGAACCGUCUUCUAGUUUGGUCAUUACGCUGAUGAUCCCAGAUCUUUAUGUGGAGAUACUACAAGAAAUGCUCGAGGAUGGUGAUGUUAUGACAACUCUUCAUGAAACUGGUGUCGAUAUAAUUGAUAUAAAUGGACAGACAUCAUACAACAUCAAAAAAGGUACUGGUGAUACUAAUACUGUUGAAAGGGAACAAGAAAUAAAACUAGUCAAUGUUUAUGAGCAACUUAAACAAACCCAACAAAGCCUGGAUACUAGCGAAAUGACAUGCAUUGACCUAUAUAGACAAAUUGACGACAUGAAACACACAAUAGACGAGACAAAAGAAAACCUAAGCAAUAUGGAAAACAAGGUGUAUGCGUUAAAGAAAGUAUUAUCAAUGUCAAAGGAUGCAACGGAACCUGCAUCUCUCAAAGAACUAAGUAGCCUGGAAGAUUUUACCGAGUGUCUUGACCACUUCAGAGCACAAAAUAUUGACAAAAAAGUAGUACGGCGUAUGUUAGAUGCCACGGUCAAUAUUGUUUCAAACAGGGUACGAGAAAGUCAUAGAAUGCAAGAAGAAAACCUGAUACUUGGUUUACAAGACAUGCAAUCACAGCUUAUGCCAUUGAAAUUUGAGGUUGAGAAAUUCAAAUUCCUUGACAGUUUAAGCAAGAUUGAUAAAUCUGUUUUAGGAAGAAUGCAGGAACUCUUGAAACCAUUCAUAGGUCAAAGAGAGGUUUCAUUGACACCGCUUGGAAUGCAAAUGCUGGCAAAUAUAAGCAGUAAACUACACAAAAAAGAAAAGGAAAAGUUAAAGAAGAAAUAUCAAUGGACUCCAAACGGUGAAAUCGAACGAUUUAUGGAACAAGAUCAGAACCUUUUACUCGCUGGAAUAUUUUACAAAGAAAUAACAACUAAGCAAACUGAUAUCAAUUUUGAAUCGUUCAUAUCACAGUGUCUUUCUGAAGUUGGCAGAGAGGAUUUAAAAACGUUCUUGGAUCCUAGACAUUAUCUAAGUCACCCGAGUCCAAGAAACGCUGCUGAAGCAAAGGAUGCAGCUCAGUGGCAAACUUUAUAUAUGCAGCAGCAGCAGCAGCAGGAGCAGCAGCAACAAAAGCACCAGCAACAAAAGCACCAGCAACAACAAAAACAAGCACAUCAUCAAGGUCAUAGGCAGAAACAAGGCGAACAGCAGAAUCAGCAGCAGGUUAUAAACCGUAUGGCGCUACAGAUAGAAGAAAUGUACAGUUUGAUGCUGACAAGACAGAAAAUGUUUGAACCCAAAUUAGAUAACUGGAAAUCUCCCAUAUUUCCAUUUUCAUCUGAUGCCUUUCAACAGAAAUAAAGUAUUCAACAUCUGAAUAUACAGUGUCACAAUAAGCGAUUUAUUACGCGAUUAAAGUUGCCUGUGAAACAUUUUAGUUUUAAAAAAACAACAUCUAUACACAUAUACUGACAAAAAUCAAACUGUGAAUGUAUUUCUAUUUGAAAUGAUAAAUUUGUCGUUUACCCCGUGUAAAUGUGUUUGAAACAAUUUGAUGACAAUCGCCACAUCAGUGUUGUUUGGUCCUAUGGAGCCCAUAAAAUGUUGCCCCAUACAUUUAAUCAGACAUAUUUUCGAUCCUCUUUUGUGUCGCCUCUACAGUCACAAAACUUGUCUGGACUACUCCUCAACAUCUACAGCAGCAAUUUCGUCCAAACUCUUUCGUCGGCAUUUUCUUGUUCAAUGCUUUUGUCAAAGUUACGGCCCUUCACUUAUUUUGAUUUUUAAAGUUUGUCCGGACUACUCCUCUUGUACCACUUAUGUAGUUCCAAUGAAAAUUUACAAAAUUGAUCUGUAUCUCAAGACUAGUACUUUCGCAUAUUACACGGGUUUUCCGGUUGAAUGUUUUUUUGGCUUAUUAAAGUCAUUUUAGUGUUGCAAGCUACACAGAAGCUUGUCCGGACUACUUUUUAGAAAAAAAACUUGUGCAAUUUCAUCCAAACUUUACAGGAAUUAUUGGUGCCACGACUUGUUGUGCAUAUCAUCGAAAUUGUAUGGUUCAAUGAUUUUGGUAGAGUUGUGACCCUUAAUAUAUUUUUUUAACUUUGUACGGACAACUCUUAUAGAUCUACCACUAGUACAAUUUCAAUGUGAAUUUCUUGUGGAUAUUAAGAGUUUUUCGCCUUAAUGAUUUUUGACCGAGUUAUGGCCCUUCGUGUACCACUAAUGCAAAUUCAAUGAAACUUUACAUGAUUAAUUGGUAGCUCAAGUACUUGCGCAUAUUACACAAAGUCCUCGGUUGAUUUUUUUACCGAGUUAUGGCCCUUUAAUACAAAAUGCGUUUUGCCCUGUUAUUGAUGUUUAUGUCUCCCGCUACGUAGUAGCUGCAACAUGCAAUUUGCUAUCCUGAGGCGACACAUAUGAUCACUGAUUGCUUUUAUCUCAUUUAUUCUGCUGUUCGUUUCAUAUACAAAUAACAGUCAUCAAGUUACUCAUACUCGUAUUUAACAUAUUAACAUGUUUCAUUUCAUUAAUUUUUCACUAAACUAUAAUGUAACACACACACAUUCUCGGAAAAGAAACCAUUUUAUUAUAUGACAACGUUUGAUUUGUGAGAUUCUUAUUAUCACACGACUAAUUACAAAAAUAUAAAUAAAAUAUUGUUUUGGUGAACUAGGCAGUGCUGGUCAGUAACGAAAUUAACUAAGCGCAUCUCUUUACAACGACAGUUGGAACAAACUGAACUGCAAAAUUGUUUAACUUUAUGAGAUAAAUCAACAAUUUUAGCAAUUUGUUAAAAAUUAUUUCUUCAGAAUUAUCAUCAACUGCAUUGUUUCGGGACAAACUUGGCAUUUCCGGGUCAUGUGACAGUUGUUUAUCUCUGUCAUCAGGGGGUGAUCUCAAACUACGCUAUUUUCAACAAAACGACUCUUUAAUAAUUACAACAAAAAAGGUUUCAAAAUGAAACGAAUCUAUAUGUAAAUGAAAGAACUAUAAUAUUUCAAUUACCUUUUGCAUACUAAAUAAAAAGUGAAUUACAAUAAAAUGACAGGGUAUACUUUUUCUGUUACUCUUAGCAAUAUUCCAGAGUGACAAUCACUAAAAGUUCUCACUGAAAUCGUUUUCACGGUUGACAUCUAAGCAUGUAUUAGGUGAAGUAUAAAUAUUGGUCAAAGUCAGGAAAUAUAGAUUGUUUUGAUAAUUAUUUGAUAUAAACAGUCGUGCAUUCAAAUGAAAUUUUUGUUACUACUACGUUUAUAUAUUUAGUGUAUCAAACUGUGUUGUAACAGGGUAACAGUGUUUCGAGUACACAAUUAUUUAUAGUCUUAAGGGAAGGUAGUCCUACUGUAAUCCAAAUUGACACAAAUUCUACACCAUUUCACUUUUGCUAAUUCCCGUUAUCUAUCGGAUAACCGGAUAACAAGUAUUAUUAUUGAAUUUUACUCAGCAUAUUCAGUUUGAAAAUUAGAACUCCGCGAGUCGGAUUUGUCGCCUUGUGAAUGUAGUUUAGGAGAAAUGGCCAGGACAAAAAUGAAAUAGGAAAAAUAACAAAGGGCAAUAACUAAAAAAUUGAUAAGUGCAGAGCAGCAGUUUCUGUGCACUGCACUUCUUAUCAAUAAGGUCUAUCAUUCUAUGAUGUUUCAAGCCCAUAGCUUUCAUACUUGAGGAGAAAUGAGCAGGGCAAAAAUAAAGAAAGAAAAUCAACAAAGGACAAUAACUAAAAAAAUAAGAAAUGCAGAGUAUCAGUUCUUAUGCACUGCACUUUUUCUUAAUGAGAUCUAUCAUAAUAUGAAGUUUCAAGUCCAUAACUUUUAUACUUUCGGAGAAAUGGCCUGGACAAAAAAUAAAUAUGAAAAUAAACAAAGGGCCAUAUCUCAAAAAUUAAGGAAUGCAGAGUAACGUUUUUGUGCACUGCACUUCUUCUUAAUGAGAUCUAUCAUCCUAUGAAGUUUCAAGUCCAUAGCUUUUACACUUUCGGAGAAAUGGCCCGGACAAAAUUAAAGUAUGAAAAUAAACAAAGGGCAAUUACUCAAAAAAUAAGAAAUGAAGAGUACCUGUUCUUGUGCACUGCACUUUUUCUUAAUGAGACCUAUCAUCCUAUGAAGUUUCAACUCCAUGGCUUUUAUACAUUAGGAGAAAUGGCCCGGACAAAAAUAAAGUAUGAAAAUUAACAAAGGGCAAUAAUUCAAUAAUUAGGAAGUGCAGAGUACCGGUUCUUAUGCACUGCACUUCUUCUUAAUGAGAUCUAUCAUCCUAUGAAGUUUCAAGUCCAUAGCUUAUUUAGUUGAAGAGAAAUGGCCUGGACAAAAUUAAAGUACGAAAAUUAACAAAGGGCAAUAACUCAAAAAAUAAGAACAGCAGAGUACCGGUCCUUGUGCACUGCACUUUGGGUUAUUGAAAGAAGCAUGCAUACAAAGUUUGAAGUCAAUCAGACUUAUAGUGACUGAGUUAUGCUCCAGGCAAGCUUUAGGGGACGCCGACAACGACGCCGACACAGACGCCGCCGACAAAAGUAACCCCUAUAUGUCACCUUUUCAAGGCGACACAAAAAGUACAUGUAUUUUAAAUUAAACUUAAUUAUAGCAUUUCAGUUCAUCAGAAAAAAGUACUCAAGAUUAUGCAUUAUAUAUUGGUUAAUCUGAUACUGACCGCAAUAGCUGAUAUGACGAUGGCAAUACUCAAAUUAUAUUAGAAUGGGGCUACCAAACAAAUCAAAGCAGUCACUUUGUUCCUGCAAGGUUAAAUUACCAUUUUAAAAGUGAAACCAUUAAUACAAUUUAAUUUCAUAUAUUUGUAACAAAUAUUUUAACACCAGUCACAAGUCUAGAUUAUUUGACUCCCACUUGUACUUCCUAUCAACUCUGAAACGCAUUGGAGGUUCGGUUCUGUAAAUGGUGACAUAAUCUUUUGAUAAAGGUUUCAUAUUUCUUAAUAUGCAAAAAUAUAUAUUAAAGGAUAAUAAUGACUUAGAAUUUUAUAAUGUUACAUAGGUAACAGUAUUUUUUAACAGUAUAAAAUUUGGUCACGUCGUCUAUUUUCUGAAUAAAAUGAAAUAAAAUGGC